Messenger RNA from Protobothrops mucrosquamatus (brown spotted pit viper), 1108 nucleotides. Its product is annotated as aromatase. The annotation marks the transcript as partial. Gene Ontology annotation, molecular function: monooxygenase activity; iron ion binding; heme binding. The record is from RefSeq and is a predicted model, not a curated record. The transcript is spliced from 8 exons. Lineage: Eukaryota; Metazoa; Chordata; Lepidosauria; Squamata; Viperidae.
CCCACAGCCCAACAGAUUGCUUGUGGACAAAAUGCUUCUGGAAAUCCUGAAUCCGAUGCACUAUAAUAUCACCAAAGUGGUCUCUGAAAGCAUCCCGACAGUAGCUACUGUACCACUCUUGCUCCUGAUGGGAUUCCUUUUCCUGAUUUGGACCUGUGAAGAAACAUCUUCCAUACCAGGACCUGGCUACUGUAUGGGAUUCGGCGCCCUUAUUUCCCAUGGGAGAUUUCUCUGGAUGGGAGUGGGCAGCGCCUGCAAUUAUUACAACAAGAUGUAUGGAGAGUUCAUGAGAGUCUGGAUCAAUGGAGAAGAGACGCUCAUCAUUAGCAAAUCGUCAAGCAUGUUCCACGUCAUGAAACAUGGACAUUACAGUUCUCGCUUUGGCAGCAAGCCUGGAUUGCAGUGCAUUGGCAUGCAUGAAAACGGCAUCAUCUUUAACAAUAACCCGACUCUCUGGAAAGAGAUCCGUCCAUUUUUCACAAAGGCCCUUUCUGGACCGGGUCUUGUACGGAUGAUAGCCAUCUGCGUUGAAUCAGCAGUUGUACACCUUGACCAGUUGGAGAAAGAGACCACCGAGUUGGAACAUGUCAACACCCUGAAUCUUAUGAGACGCAUCAUGCUUGACACUUCAAACAAGCUUUUUCUUGGCAUCCCUCUUGAUGAACAUGCCAUUGUGCUGAAAAUCCAGAACUACUUUGACGCCUGGCAAGCUCUUCUCCUGAAACCUGACAUUUUCUUUAAGUUCUCCUGGUUCUACAAGAAGUACGAGAAGUCUGCGAAAGACCUGAAAGAAAGCAUCGAAAGCUUAAUUGAGCAGAAGCGACAGAAGCUCUCCACCACCGAUAAGCUGGAGGAACAUAUGGAUUUUGCUUCAGAGCUGAUUUUCGCUCAGAAUCGUGGUGAGCUGACUGGCGAAAACGUGAACCAGUGUGUUCUGGAGAUGCUCAUUGCUGCCCCGGAUACACUGUCGGUGACGCUGUUCUUCAUGCUGGUGCUGAUUGCAGAGCAUCCUCAAGUGGAGGAGGCCAUGAUGAAGGAAAUAGAAGCUGUGAUGGGUAAGAAGGAGGAGAAGGAGAAGGAGAAAGAGAAAGAGAAAGAGAAAGAGAAA